CACGAGGAGGAAGAAGAAAGAUUCAUUUUCUGUUUACUUCUGAUUAAAAUUAGACGGUAAGAGCUGAGAUACGAGCUUGUGUCAUUGUGGUCAUUAUGUUAUGAAACACACAGAUGGCUGAGUCAAAAUACGUUGAUGUUGCGCUGAAAUACCGCUAAAAGCACGGAAAUGUCAGUUUUCCCUCAGCUUUCCAUGAGCCCAGAAGUGCGAGAACAUCUUCGCAAUGUUUAUACAAACAACGAGCUGGUGUGUGAGUCUGGUGCAGAUGAGGCUGAUCUGGUGUUUGAAGCUCUGCGGUCCUGUCUGUCUCAUCCGCCUCUGUUCACUUGUCUGAGAGCCAGCACACACCUGCACUCACUUCAGGACAUUCAGCACCGGCUCGAGCAGCAUUUAGCACAGCAGGAAAGGUCUCCAUCAGUUUACACUCACCCACAGCUUCCAGAUGUUCUGCUGCUUCCAGUCCACGGCCCUCGGCCCGUGGAUCCGCUGGCCUCUGAAGUGGUAGUUGGUGCUCAGUGUGGUAAUGCUGUUCUUCGAGGAGCUCAUGUGUUCACGCCUGGCAUCCUCAGCACGCCAAAGUACAUGAAAGUGGGCGAGGUGGUGUCUGUGUUUUCUGAUGUGGAGGGGAAGUGCACACGCGGAGCCAAAGAGUUCAAGGGCGAGAAGGUGUUUCUGGGAAACGGGAUUUCUGAAGUGGAUCGCUCAGAAAUAUUCAGCUCAGAUGGACCCGGGAAGGGUGUUGCGAUUCGAAUGACUGAGCCUCUCUAUCAGAGCCCUUCCUUUGAUGGUGUUCUUACAGAUCAGCUCUUUCUACAGAACCUGCCGUCUGUGGUCGUGGGUCAUGUUUUAGGACCUCGUCCAGGAGAGCGAAUCCUCGACAUGUGUGCCGCUCCUGGAGGAAAGACCACACACAUCGCUUCUCUCAUGGAAAACCAGGGUACUGUUGUGGCCUUGGAAAAAAUCCGAUCCAAAAUGGAAAAGAUCAUUCAGAACGCAAAGAUGCUGAAGUUGGACUGUAUUAAAGCAUAUUGCUGUAACAGUGUACGUGCUGUGAGCUCAGAUCCCGCUCAGUGCAGUGCAGAUUUGUGUGUAUUUGUUGACGGUCCCCCAUAUGCUGAGGAGAGUUUUGACCGGAUAUUAUUAGACGCUCCCUGCAGUGGUUUGGGUCAAAGACCCAACAUGAGCUACAGCUGGAGUCUGAAAGAAGUCUGUUCCUACCAGCCUCUGCAGAGAAAACUCUUCACUACGGCCGUGCGUUUGUUAAAAAGAGGAGGAGUUUUGGUGUACAGCACCUGCACCGUGACGCUUGCGGAGAACGAAGAGCAGGUCGCCUGGGCUCUCAAGACAUUCCCCUGUCUAACACUAGAGCCACAGGUGCCUGUUUUAGGAUCGGAGGGGAUGCCGGGAGCGGGUCUGUCAUGUGACCAGCGGCGGCUGCUACAGAGAUUUAGGCCAGAAUUAGCAUGGAGAGGAGCAGGUGUCCCACAUUCCCCUGAGAGCCUCCUACAAAACGCCAACACGGAUACUAUCGGCUUUUUUAUUUCCAAGUUCAUAAAAAGGUAGUAAGCUGAAGAAGUAGGGCUUUUUUAUCGGAUAAACAGUUGAGCACAACAAAGCUAUGUUGUGGGUCCAUUGACUUUUAUCGUAUGAACAAAAAAAUAUCAGGUGAUGUUUAUGCAGCAGGUUUUCGUUUACUUGAACCACUUAUUUGAAGGACACAAAUUAAAUGACAUGGGGUAAAAAUAUUUAUUUAUCCUCAGAAAGGAAACGGAAGGGUGUGUAAACUUUUGAAUAGGAUCAUCUGUGUAAAUUAUUAUGCCUUCAGAAUUUAUAUAUUUACGCAUUUCCCAAAACGACUAUUUAAAUAGAUCAUCCUUUUCAAAUGUUUACUCGAUUAAUGUAGUUUGUUGCCUUUAUGACUUUCAAAUAAUGUUUUUCAUUUUUCAUAAUGGGCAUAAUUUUCAUAAUUGUCAGUAUGUGCUUCACUGCUCAGAAAACAUACAAACAGUCACUGAUCCUCAAGAAAGCUACAGACCAGAAUGUAAACUUUUAUAGUAACAGGAUUGUGUGUUCAAAUUCAGUUAUUUGUUGUUGUGCAAUGUAUGUUUAAGGAAAAAUAAUAAUAAAAAACAUUUUUUAUGAUA
Molecule: messenger RNA, 2144 nt
Organism: Onychostoma macrolepis
Lineage: Eukaryota; Metazoa; Chordata; Actinopteri; Cypriniformes; Cyprinidae
Gene: nsun6
Product: NOP2/Sun RNA methyltransferase 6
Exons: 12
Coding region: 169-1563 (464 amino acids)
Biological process (GO): RNA methylation
Molecular function (GO): RNA binding; methyltransferase activity
Source: RefSeq, a predicted model, not a curated record